CCCUCCACUUCUUCCGCUUGUCGUUCUCGGUUCAUACCUAUCCAUUCCCUUUCCACACAUCGGCAACUUCCCCUUCCAAUCCAUCCAAGCGAAAUUCAGCAGAUAUCACUCCCUCUCAGCCCUCAGUCCUCCGCCAUGCAAAGUCUACAGACCUAUACCUUUCCGCGCGACCGUCUAAGGUUAACGCAAACUGAUCCGCAGAGGACACCUCUGGUUCUUGUCGCAUGCGGCUCUUUCUCGCCAAUUACUUAUCUGCAUCUACGCAUGUUUGUGCUCGGGCGGGACUAUGCCAAAUUCAACACUAAUUUUGAAGUCAUGGGUGGAUACAUAUCGCCCGUCUCAGACUUCUACAAAAAAGCUGGCCUCGUCGACUCGUGUCAUAGGCUUCAGAUGUGUGAAUUAGCUGUUAAUGAAGAUCAAGGUUGGCUUAUGGUAGAUUCAUGGGAAGCUAUUCAAUCGCGCUACAUGCCAACGGCUCAAGUCUUGGAUCACUUUGAACAUGAAAUAAAUCAAGUGUGUGGAGGCGCCAUAAAACCAGAUGGAACUAGGGUCCCCAUGAAGAUUGCCUUGUUGGCGGGCGCCGAUCUAAUCCAAACAAUGUCCACGCCAGGCGUCUGGAGCGUAAGAGAUCUCGAGCAUAUCCUUGGCCAGUAUGGAAUAUUCAUCAUCGAACGAAGCGGAACAGAUCUCGAGGGCGCCCUGAAUGGGCUGGAACGAUGGAAGGAUAAUAUCUAUGUGGUCCAACAACUCAUACAAAACGAUGUUUCUUCUACCAAGAUUCGACUCUUCUUGAAAAAGGACAUGAGUGUCAACUACCUGAUUCCUGCCCCCGUCAUCAAGUACAUUGAAGAGAACCGACUCUACGAGAAUGUCUCCUCAUCGGACGACUCAUUGGCCACAGUCAAGAGUAAACUCAGAUGA
Messenger RNA from Blumeria graminis f. sp. triticale, 921 nucleotides. NCBI's taxonomy places the organism in Eukaryota, Fungi, Ascomycota, Leotiomycetes, Helotiales, Erysiphaceae. The record is from the annotation of a GenBank genome assembly.